This is a messenger RNA of Candoia aspera, 1279 nucleotides long. RefSeq names its product apelin receptor-like. Lineage: Eukaryota; Metazoa; Chordata; Lepidosauria; Squamata; Candoiidae. Gene Ontology annotation, molecular function: C-C chemokine binding; C-C chemokine receptor activity. The record is from RefSeq and is a predicted model, not a curated record. Gene Ontology annotation, cellular component: external side of plasma membrane; membrane. The transcript has a single exon. The coding region runs from base 39 to 1190 and encodes 383 amino acids. Gene Ontology annotation, biological process: G protein-coupled receptor signaling pathway; positive regulation of cytosolic calcium ion concentration; brain development.
GUCGGGGGCGCUGAGUCGGCCCAGCGGCGGAGGUGGGCAUGGACGCGCUCUACUACGACUACAGCGAGGAGCCGCCGGGCAACUGGAGCGAGGCCGGGGCGCUGGCCUGCGCCUGGGAGGAGGGCGAGACGGACUGGGAGCUCUCCUUCUCGCUGCUGCCCGUCCUCUACAUGCUGGUCUUCGUGCUGGGGCUGUCGGGCAACGGGCUGGUGAUCUUCACGGUCUGGCGCGGCGCGCCCGCCAAACGCCGCUCGGCGGACGCCUACAUCGGCAACCUGGCGCUGGCCGACCUGGCCUUCGUGGUGACGCUGCCGCUGUGGGCGGCGUACACGGCGCUGCGCUUCCACUGGCCCUUCGGCUCGGCGCUCUGCAAGCUCAGCAGCUACCUGGUGCUGCUCAACAUGUUCGCCUCGGCCUUCUGCCUGGGCUGCCUCGGCUUCGAGCGCUACCUGGCCAUCGUGCACGCCCUGCCGCGCUCGGCCGGCCGGCCGGCCUCCUCCUCGUGCUCCUCGCCGCGGCCGCGCGCCGCGACGCUGCUGGCGCUGGCCGCCGUCUGGCUACUGGCCGGCCUGCUGGCGCUGCCGGCGCUGCUGCUGCGCGAGACGCGGCUCAGCCCGCGGGCCGGCAACGGCUCGGCCGUCGAGUGCGACAUGGACUUCAGCGGCGUGGCCGGCAGCCCCGAGGAGGAGGCCUGGUGGCUGGCGGCGCUCAGCCUGGCCACCACGGCGCUGGGCUUCAUGCUGCCGCUGCUGCUGCUGACGCUCUGCUACUGCUGCAUCGGCGCCGCCGUCAGCCGCCACUUCCAGCGGCACGUGCGCAGGGAGGAGGGCCGGCAGCGGCGCCGGCUGCUGCGCAUCAUCGUCACGCUGGUGGCCGUCUUCGCGCUGUGCUGGCUGCCCUUCCACCUGCUCAAGAGCCUCUACGUGCUGGCCUGGGUGGGCCUGCUGAGCCUGCCGUGCCCCUGGCUGGGGCUCAUCCUGCGCCUCCACCCCUACGCCACCUGCCUGGCCUACAUCAACAGCUGCCUCAACCCCUUCCUCUACGCCUUCUUCGACAGCCGCUUCCGCGCCCAGUGCCUGCUCCUGCUCGGCCUGCGCCCGUUGCGCCGCGCCCCCGCCGGCUCCGUGUCGUCCACGCUCAGCGGCCAGACCCAGAAGUCCGAGCUGCCUUCCUUGGGCACCAAGGUGUAGGGCGCCCGCGGCAGCGCGGGGAGCGAGAGAAGCGCGCCCGCACGCGUGCUCGGGACUGGCCGGGCUGCGCCGGGAUCUCCAAGCGGCGC